Messenger RNA from Penicillium canescens, 3231 nucleotides. RefSeq lists its product as uncharacterized. Lineage: Eukaryota; Fungi; Ascomycota; Eurotiomycetes; Eurotiales; Aspergillaceae. The record is from RefSeq and is a predicted model, not a curated record. The transcript has 2 exons. The coding region runs from base 1 to 3231 and encodes 1076 amino acids.
AUGUCGACAGUUACUGUAACAGAGGGCGCUCAGCCCGAAGCCAAAGACAUUGCAUCUCGCCUGUUGAAUGGUACACUUCACGCUCAGUGGCCCGACAUCGAGGAAUUCCACACCAUCGACGGCCUAUUGAAAUCCCAUGCAGCUCAACCGGAUGAUGCGAAGCGACCGCUGAUAUGCUAUCCAAUCCGGGGGGCUGCCGACUUUGAAGAACACACAGCCGGGGACAUUGAUCGCUAUACUGAUGUCGCUGUUCGCUAUUACAUGGAGCAGGGGCUUCCACCUGCGGACCCGAAUCUCGAAAAGGCACCAGUCGUGGCCAUGCUAGCUGGAUCCAGUUUCGAGGUAAUAGUGACACAAUUCGCACUUAACCGCCUUGGCUACGCUGUGCUAUUCUUAUCCACAAGACUCACAGCCCCAGCUUAUGCGCGGCUACUGGAUAUGGCAGACUGCAGCCAAAUAAUCAUCAAAAAGCAGUACCAGCAGGUCACUAAUGAAAUUUGCGUGGAUCGUCCCGCUUGCAGCAGCUUCUCUUUGCUACAGCGUGAGGACUGGUUCAAUCGUCCUGCCAGUUCACCUCGCUUCAAGCGAGCGGGCGUGGAUCUGUCACGAGAAGGCAAGAAGAUUGCCUGGAUCUUACAUUCAUCUGGAAGCACAGGCUUCCCCAAGCCCAUCUUCCUGACCAACCUUCAAAACCUGGCCAAUUUCCGCAAGAGCUUCGGGCUCCGUCUUUUCACUAUCAGCCCGCUGUUCCACUCGCAUGCCCUGAUGGAGUUUGGACGGGCAUUCUACACUCGCGCAACGGCAUACCUUGGCAAUCACUCUCUUCCAGUUACAUAUCAAAACCUGUUCGAUGCAUUACAGGUAGCCAAGCCACAGCAGAUCAGUGCUGUGCCAUAUGUCAUCAAGCUGCUAGCAGAGAAGCAAGAAGGUAUCCAAGCACUGGCUCGCCCACAGCUAGUGUUGUAUGGCGGAUCUAGCUGUCCAGACGACCUCGGCGACCGACUCGUUGCUCAGGGUGUGAACUUGGUUGCCAACUAUGGAGCGACAGAAACCGGACAGAUCAUGACUUCUUUCCGCCCUCCGGGAGACACUGAAUGGCAGUAUAUGCGGCUGCACCGUCCGGUUGCUGAUUACACUUUAAUGGACGAGAUUUCGCCUGGGGUUUUUGAGUGUGUUGCGUUGGAUGGGCUGCCGAGCAAGGGACCUUCGAACUCGAAGCCCCCUUAUAAUGCAAAGAACCCCGAGAACAGCUUUAGAACAGCCGACUUAUUCACAAGGCACCCGGACCCAGAGAAAAGCAACCGUUACAAAUACCUCAGUCGACUGGACGAUCGAAUCACAUUAGUCAAUGGUGAGAAGGUUCUCCCUAUUCCCAUCGAAGGCCGCGUUAGAGAAGAACCGAUCGUGAGUGAAUGUGUUGUGUUUGGCUUCCAGCGAACUGUACCUGGUGCUCUGAUCUUCCGCGCCGCUGGCAAAGCAACACACUUGAGCGAUAACGAAUUCUUGGAGGCCAUCUGGCCUGCUGUCGAGGCGGCAAACGCUCGUGCCGAGACAUUCUCUCGGAUUCCCAAAGACUUGAUUCUGAUCAAGGGCGCUGAUGUGCCGUACGCCAAGACCGACAAAGGAACUUGCAUCCGGGCUCAAGUCUAUCAGCAGUUUGAGGAGGAUAUCAAGCAGGUGUAUGCCAAAUUUGAAGGGAGUGGCCAAAAGAGAGGCACACUUGCCCUCGACAUACCAGACUUGGAGAACUGGCUGCUGUCAAAAUUCCGUGAAGACUUGGGUGUCCCGCUGUCUAGCUCCGAGGCUGACAUUUUCUCGGCUGGCGUUGAUAGCUUGCAGACAACACAGAUCUGGCGGUAUAUCAUGCGCGACCUCGAUAUUGGCGAGGUUGGAGAGCUGUCCCAAAACAUUGUUUUUGAGAAAGGAACUGUCAGCACCCUUGCAAAACAUCUUUAUCAGAUGCGUACUGGGCAAGAAUUUGAGAAAGAAGACGAGCUGCAUGUUAUGCGCGAGCUGAUCGAGAAAUACUCCCACUUCACUCAACAUUUCCCGACUACUACUCGACAGCCGGAGACAGAGGUGGUGAUGGUCACCGGCGCAACAGGCAACCUGGGAGCCUUCAUUGUCGCAGAAUUACUGAAAAGAUCAACUGUCUCCGAAGUAUGGGCAAUUGUGCGCGCGCCAGGUCAAGCAGCAGCAGGAGCCCGUCUGUACAAGUCCCUUGCGGAUCGCAAUAUCAUGCUCACAGAUGCCGAGGCAGCCAAGCUCCACGCAGUGCCCAGUGACUUAUCCCAGCCUAACAUCGGUCUAGACGACCACGUUCUUCAACACCUACUGUCAUCCUUGACAUGCGUAAUCCACAGUGCCUGGGCAGUGAAUUUCAACCUCGGCGUGCGCUCCUUCGAGCAGCAGCAUAUUCGCGGAACAUGGAAUCUGAUCAAUCUCUGUUUACGCUCUCACCUGCCCACGCCAGCACGGUUCUUCUUCUGCUCGAGUGUCAGUGCCGGAAGCAACACCCCCAAGCCGGCAUCUAUCCCGGAGGCCAUGAUUGAGAACCUGGAGCAUGCGCAGCGUAUCGGUUACGGGAGAUCGAAGCUGGUCACGGAACAUAUCACCCGCAAUGCCAUGCGCCACACUGGUAUGCAGUCCCGGGUACUGAGAAUCGGCCAGCUUGGCGGUGAUACUGCCAGCGCACAAUGGAACGAGACGGAGGCUAUAGCACUCGUGUUUCGUAGUGCAUUGACAACAGGCACGUUGCCCAAACUGGAUGAGCGGCCGAGCUGGCUGCCCGUUGACCAAUGCGGGCAGGCAAUUACCGACAUUGCGAUGAAUGUUGAUUCUGCAUCAACGGAUGUUGACCUGGUGUAUCAUCUGGUCAAUCCACAAACAUUCAGCUGGACGGAUGAUUUGCUACCUGCGUUGAAGAAGGGCUGCGCCUUGCCGGACUUUGAAAUUGUGCCACCGCAGGAAUGGCUUCAAAGAUUGGCAAGUAGCGAGCAGGAUCCGGAGAAGAACCCGAGUAUCAAGCUCAUUGAUUUCUGGCAAUCCAAGUAUGCGGCUUCUAGCCAGAGCCAGAAUCAGGCGGACGGGAAGAGAGGUGCUGGGUUGACUUUUGAGUCUGGGCGCACGAUCCAGGAUUGUCCUUCUCUCGCGCUGGUUAAGGAUUCAGUUACUGCGGGAUUGGUACAGAGAUAUGUUGAGGCUUGGAUGAAGCGGUGGACUGGUCAAUAG